CACCAUGACCCUCCUCACAUUAGUCGAGGACCGUCCGACGCCUCCCCAGGUCUACAACUGGCGGAUUUAUCUGUUAGCAGCCGUCGCUUCAUGUGCCUCGUGCAUGAUCGGCUAUGACAGCGCCUUUAUCGGGCAAACCAUCGAACUCGACUCCUUCCAAGAUGAAUUCCACUUCAACGAAUGGUCCGACGAAAAGGUCGACCUGGUCUCUGCCAACAUCGUCUCCCUCUACCAAGCUGGCGCCUUUUUCGGCGCUCUGUUCGCCUACCCGAUCGGCUACUUCUGGGGCAGAAAAUGGGGCCUCCUCGCUACCGGUAUCAUCUUCACGCUUGGCUCGGGAUUGAUGCUCGGUGCGAAUGGCCAGCGUGGACUGGGGAUCAUGUAUGCUGGACGUGUUCUCGCAGGAAUUGGAGUCGGUGCUGGGUCGAAUCUCACCCCGAUUUAUAUUUCUGAACUUGCGCCUCCUGCGAUUCGUGGUCGCUUGGUGGGUGUUUAUGAAUUGGGAUGGCAGAUUGGGGGGUUGGUUGGGUUUUGGAUUAACUACGGUGUUGAUACGACCAUGCCUCCCUCGCACACACAAUGGCUCAUUCCCUUUGCCGUCCAACUCAUCCCAUCCGGUCUACUACUAAUUGGAUCGCUGGUCAUCCGUGAAUCACCCCGAUGGCUCUUCUCCCGCGGCCGACGCGAAGAAGCGAUCGCCAACCUGUGCUGGGUGCGCCAACUCGACGCGAAUGAAAUCUACAUGAUUGAAGAAAUCGGCGGCAUCGACCAAGCACUGGAAGAACAAAAAGCAGCGAUCGGAAUUGGUUUCUGGAAGCCAUUCAUCGCAGCCUGGGAGAGCCCGCGUGUCAAAUGGCGGCUGUUCCUCGGUUUCAUGCUGUUCUUCUGGCAGAAUGGGUCGGGCAUUAACGCCAUCAAUUACUACAGUCCGAGUAUUUUCAAGAGUAUCGGUAUUAAAGGAGAGACCAACUCGCUGUGCUCUGGUAUCUUUGGCGUGGUUAAGAUGGUUGUGACGGUCAUCUGGCUGCUGUGGUUGAUUGACCAGCUUGGUCGGCGCAAGUUGUUGAUGGCUGGUGGUGUGACGGGUUCCAUCUGUCUGUGGGUGAUCGGUGCUUAUAUCUGCGUUGUUGAGCCAGAUAACAAGCCAGACCUGAAGCUGAAUGGCUCUGGCAUUAUGGCCAUUUUCUUCUUCUACCUGUAUACUGCGUGUUAUACCCCGACGUGGAAUGGUACACCGUGGGUGCUGAACUCGGAAAUGUUCGAUCCCAACAUGCGAGCUGUCGCACAGGCAGGAGCCGCAGCCAGUAAUUGGUUCUGGAAUUUCAUAGUGUCCCGAUUCACCCCCCAAAUGCUGUCGACCAUGGGCUACGGAAUGUACUUUUUCUUCGCCAGCCUCAUGCUGCUCUCUGUCAUCUUCGUCUUCUUCCUCAUCCCUGAGACAAAAGGAGUGCCCCUCGAAGCGAUGGACCGACUAUUCGAGACUAAGCCCGUGUGGCGUGCGCAUGGGAAAAUCAUGACGCAGCUGCAUGAGGACGAGGAUAUGUUCCGGCGAGGGAUUGAGAAUGUCAAACUGGGCGAGGAUAAGGGGAGGGAGGAGUUUGUGGAGAACGCAUAGAUUUGUACAUAUAGAAUAGACAGCAGUGAUUGACAGGUUCAAUAUGGCUGAAAUCGGUCUUCUUCCAGGUGACACAUCAGAGAUGGGCGUACUUUAUCAUGCCGUGACUAAUUUAUUGGUUCUUCGAUGCUUGCAUAUCCGUCAGAUGGACCAGUCACAUC
Aspergillus wentii DTO 134E9 is the source of this 1776-nucleotide messenger RNA. RefSeq names its product sugar porter family MFS transporter. The coding region runs from base 5 to 1615 and encodes 536 amino acids. Gene Ontology annotation, cellular component: membrane. Gene Ontology annotation, biological process: transmembrane transport; carbohydrate transport. NCBI's taxonomy places the organism in Eukaryota, Fungi, Ascomycota, Eurotiomycetes, Eurotiales, Aspergillaceae. Gene Ontology annotation, molecular function: carbohydrate:proton symporter activity. The record is from RefSeq and is a predicted model, not a curated record. The transcript is spliced from 3 exons.